This is a messenger RNA of Engraulis encrasicolus (European anchovy), 664 nucleotides long. It is a transcript of the gene nelfcd, whose product is annotated as negative elongation factor complex member C/D. Gene Ontology annotation, cellular component: NELF complex; nucleus. The coding region runs from base 1 to 456 and encodes 151 amino acids. The record is from RefSeq and is a predicted model, not a curated record. Gene Ontology annotation, molecular function: RNA binding. Lineage: Eukaryota; Metazoa; Chordata; Actinopteri; Clupeiformes; Engraulidae. The transcript has 5 exons. Gene Ontology annotation, biological process: negative regulation of transcription elongation by RNA polymerase II.
AUGGAAGAGGAGUACUAUGGACCACAGGGAGACUGGGACGGCGGGGCGGUGGGUAUCAGUGCGUGCCACCAGCUCCUCCAUCCUCAGGUGCUUCAGCUCCUCAUCAAGCUCUUCGAGACGGAACACUCGCAACUGGACGUUAUGGAGCAGUUGGAGCUAAAGAAGACUCUUCUCGACCGCAUGGUCCACCUGCUGAGUCGAGGCUAUGUAUUGCCUGUGGUUACCUACAUACGCAGAUGCCUCGAGAAACUCAACACAGACAUUUCACUCAUUCGAUACUUUAUUACUGAGGUGUUGGACGUGAUAGCUCCUCCGUACACGUCUGCGUUCGUUCAGCUCUUCUUACCCAUCCUGGAGAAUGACAGCAUCGCCGGCACCAUCAGAUCAGAAGGGGAACACGACGCAGUGGCAGAGUUUAUAGCUCACUGUAAGUCCAACUUCAUCAUGAUGAACUGAGGAUCCUGAUUGGAUGUGGAGGUGUGCUGGGACGGGACCUUAAAGCAAUUGCCCAAUGAGGACCGAGCUGACCGUGAUGUCAGACAGACGCCAACCAGUAGGAUUUGGCCUUUGUUGAGGAGGCAGAUAAUGCAAGCUCAACAGAACAGAACACACCAUCAGACCAGAGAACCUUCACAAGAGUGCGCAUGUGUGAGAGAAUGUGUAC